AAAAAAACCACUAGAAGAAGAACCAACUCCAGCAGGAAGACUCGGAGUUACGUGCUAAAAAGUAAUUAUUAAGUCUAAGUUAAGUUUGUUUUAGAGAUAACCCCACAUCCAAGAUGCUGGACUUGUACAGACGCACGGUGGCGCGAUUUCCAUUGGGUAGCGUUACCUAUAUGUUCGCCUACGGAUCUGGCGUGAAACAACAGGAGGGCUAUGAAAAACUGGGUAAUGGAAAUGGUUGGCGUCCAGCGCCGGGAAGUGUUGUAGACCUCGUAUUCUGUGUUAAGGAUGCCAAAGGAUUUCAUGCGGAGAACCUGCAUCGCCAUCCGGAUCAUUAUUCUGCUCUAAGACUCCUGGGAACUAACUUUCUGGCCAAGUAUCAAGAGCGUUUGGGUGCCGGCGUCUACUGCAACACUUUGGUUCCAUUGGCGGAUGUGGGUUUGACCAUAAAGUAUGGAGUAGUGUCUCAAGAACAACUACUUCAGGAUCUGCAGGACUGGCGACAUCUCUAUCUAGCUGGAAGGCUCCACAAACCCGUGACGAAUCUGGUUAAUCCAUCAGAUAAUCCUCCUUUGAAGGCUGCCCUGGACAGGAAUCUUUUGUCAGCCCUACAAGUGGCUCUACUGCUUUUACCCGAAAAGUUCACAGCCUACGAUUUGUUUCACACCAUUGCCGCUUUGAGUUACAAAGGAGAUUUCCGUAUGAUUUUCGGAGAAAACAAGCGGAAGGUUCACAACAUCGUCAAUCCACAAAUUAACGACUUCUUCUCCUUGUAUCAACCUUCAUUGGGGCAGCUCUCCAAUUAUGUGGCUGUAAAUAUGAAGGGACAUGAGCCAGGAAGUAGGAAACCAGCCAUAAUCUUUGAGCAGGAUAAAUCCUCGACAGCCACUGCUCAACACCUUCACCAAUUGCCCGAGGAGCUCAAGAAACGACUGGAGCGGAAUGCUGCCUGCAGUGGCGACUACACCAAGGUGGUGGAGUAUCUAUCCAUGGCUUCACAACUACCGGAAGUGGUGCAGGCAUCCGUCAACGACAUCGUUUGGCGCAGCAGUGUCACGCAAUCGAUCAAAAACAUUGCCAGUGCGGGUGUUCUUAAGUCCCUGGUCUAUAGCUACCGCAAGGCUCAGAAAACAUUCGCUGUUUAGAUAAUUUCUUUUUGGGCUAAGCCCUUUAGCUGCCAAUCGACCGUCUAGUUGUCCUAUCCAAUUGCAUUUCGUUAUAUAUUUUUAAGCCUAAAAGUUGUUAACUGCAAUAUACGUUUAGCUCAAGCCAAA
Messenger RNA from Drosophila ficusphila, 1271 nucleotides. RefSeq names its product phosphatidate cytidylyltransferase, mitochondrial. The record is from RefSeq and is a predicted model, not a curated record. Gene Ontology annotation, biological process: cardiolipin biosynthetic process; CDP-diacylglycerol biosynthetic process. Gene Ontology annotation, cellular component: mitochondrion. The coding region runs from base 114 to 1142 and encodes 342 amino acids. Gene Ontology annotation, molecular function: phosphatidate cytidylyltransferase activity. The transcript has a single exon. NCBI's taxonomy places the organism in Eukaryota, Metazoa, Arthropoda, Insecta, Diptera, Drosophilidae.